CGAAAUCCAGCCUUGGCAACCCUAAUAGCUCAAAACACUUACGUCCUUCUCUCUCUUUCUCUCUAUCAGUCUCCCUCCUCUAAUCACAACUCUGUUCGUUCCUUCGUUCUCUUCAGCAUCGCGUUGAUUCUAUUUCUUCUGCUUUCUCCUCACCGCCCCAAGAUUUUCAAAGGGGCUGCAAGAGAUUUUAAUCUGUCGAAACCUCGAUGGGUCGGAAGAAGCCGACUGCUCGUGACGAAGAGAAUCCGCCGCCAGCGGGUGGUGGUGGAGGAAAAUCUAAGAAGAAGAACCUGGUGAUCGAAGACGACGAGUAUUCCGUCGCAACUGAGCUAUCCGAGGAGAGUCAAGUCCUGGAAGAGAAGGUUCCUCCGCCUAGUAAAGGGAAGAAGGGCAAAAAGGGGAGUUCUAAAGCUUCAAAGGGAGUGGAUGAGGACUUGGACGAUGCUGAGGAAGAUGCAGAUGAGGUUCCCCAAGUGGUUUUCACUGGGAAGAAGAAGGGCAAGUCGAAGAAGAGCGGCGGGAGUAGCGCGUUCAGCUCGUCCAGUUUCGGGUUGCUUGAGGAUGAGGAUGAUAAGGAUGCUGAGGAUGAUGAACAGUCUGGUUUAACAGGUGAUGAUGAGGAGGAGGAUGCUCCUGCGUUGAGAUUUUCGGGGAAGAAGAAGCCUUCAAAGUCGUCCAAGAAAACCGGGGCUAGUUCGUUUACAGGGUCGGCUUUUGAUGCCAUUGGUGACGAAGGGGAUAGUGAUGGCGCGGUUGAUGAUGAGAGUAAUGCAGCUGAAGAUCAUGAGAAUGACGAUGAGCCUGCAAUUGCUUUUACAGGGAAGAAGAAGGCUUCCAAGGCUGGAAAGAAGGGUGGGAGUGUGUUUGCAGCAGCCAGCUUUAGUGCCCUUGAUGAUGCGGAGGAGGAUAAGGAUGAAAAAAACGAUGAGGAUGACGACAUUCCUCAGAUUACUUUCUCUGGUAAGAAAAAGAAGUCAUCAAAGGCUUCAAAGAAGAGUGGCGGUAAUUCUUUUAGCGCAGCAUUGCUUGAUGAGGAAGAUGAUGAAGAUACUUCCGUUUCCAAACCAACUAGUGCCGGUGAUGAUACAGUUGAGGAUGAAGAUGCAUCUAUGAUAACAUUCACAGGUAAGAAGAAGUCUUCAAAGAAGAAAGGUAAUAGUGUGUUUACUGCACUGGGUGAAGAUGCUGGGGUUGGGAGUGAAAUUACAGAUGUAGUUGAGCCCAAACAACCAACUACGGGAACUAGUAAAAUUGAAGCUGAUAAUUCUAACGUUAGUAAGAAUAAAGAUCCAGAACCUUCAAAAAGUAAGAAAAAGAAGAAGAAGAGUGGAAGGACUGCUCAAGAAGAGGAUGAUUUGGAUAAGAUUCUUGCAGAGCUAGGUGAGCUUUCAUCGAAACCUGCUGCUGCUCAGAAAGAGGAGACGGUGGAGGUUCAGCCUGCUGAUUCUCUGAAAGAGGAGAAAGUUGAGGUUCAACCUGAUGUGGUUGAUGGUUCUGCUGCAAAGGAAGCUGAAGAAGAGACUGUGGAGUCUGCUGCAGCAAAGAAGAAGAAAAAGAAGAAGGAAAAGGAAAAGGAGAAAAAGGCGGCAGCGGCAGCAGCAGCAGCAUCUGUAGAUGUCAAGGAGGAAAAACAAGAACAAGCAAAAAUUGAGCCAGCAAUUGAACCAAAGAAGAAGGAAGUGAAAGGCAAAGCAGCUGAAAAGAAGGUGCCGAAACAUGUUAGGGAGAUGCAAGAGGCCCUUGCUAGGCGACAGGAAGAAGAAGAGAAGAAGAAAAGGGAAGAAGAGGAGAAACUGAAGAAAGAAGAAGAGGAGAGGCAUAAGCAGGAAGAACUUGAGAAGCAAAAGGAGGAGGCAAAGCGGAAGAAAAAGGAGAGGGAAAAGGAGAAGAUCCAAGAGUUGAAGAAGGCAGGUUUAUAUAAAACUCCCAAGCAAAAAGAAGAGGAGAAGCGGCGGGAGCAAAAGAGACUCCAGUUACUUGCGAAUUUACCUAAUGCAGUGGAGGGUGUGCCUCCUCCUACCACAGACAAUGAAAAACCGGCUAAAAGACCCUUGUAUCAGAAAAAGAAGUCAAAACCAGCACCCAAUCAGGCAAAUGGUGCAGCAGCUACUACGAAGCCUGUGGAAAGCACGGAAGGAAUAAAAGAAGAAAACCAGCAGGUUACUGUUCCUGAGCUGGAUUCUGUGGGACUUGAGAACGAUGAAGAGCAGGAAUCAGUUGAAGUAGCAGAAAAGCUAUCCGAAGUUUCUGAAUCUGUUAAAGAGAAUGGAUUGGAACAAGAAGAGGAUGAUGGUGAUGAUGAUGAAUGGGAUGCAAAGAGCUGGGAUGAUGAUGCUGUUGUUAAUCUUUCAUUUAAACGUGGGUUUUCUGAUGAAGAGGUUGAACCUGUUGUGAAUAAAGGGAUGAAGUCUGCAGUGCAGAAAACCGUUCCUUCUCAACCAAUAAAACCUCAUGAUGUUGAGAAUCAGAAAAAACAAGCUGAGGUGGAAGUUGACAAAGGUAGGAAGAAAGAUGCUGGUGCAAAGAAAGAAGCACCAAAUUCAGAUUCUGCCUCUAAACAGAGUGAAGAUAAUCUUCGCUCUCCCAUUUGCUGCAUUAUGGGCCAUGUUGAUACUGGUAAAACUAAGCUUCUGGAUUGUAUCCGAGGCACAAAUGUUCAGGAGGGUGAGGCUGGAGGUAUUACUCAACAGAUUGGUGCUACGUAUUUUCCUGCGGAUAAUAUCCGUGAGAGGACUAAGGAACUGAAAGCUGAUGCAAAGCUGAAGGUCCCAGGUCUAUUGGUCAUUGAUACCCCUGGCCACGAGUCAUUUACUAAUUUAAGGUCACGGGGUUCAGGUUUAUGUGAUAUUGCAAUUUUGGUUGUUGACAUUAUGCAUGGCUUAGAGCCUCAAACAAUAGAGUCACUCAAUCUCUUGAAAAUGAGGAAUACCGAAUUCAUUGUUGCAUUGAAUAAGGUGGACAGGCUCUAUGGGUGGAAAACCUGCCGCAACCAGCCAAUAGGGAAGGCAAUGAAGCAACAAUCCAAGGAUGUAGUAAAUGAGUUCAAUAUGAGGGUUUCUCAGAUUGUCACUCAAUUCAUGGAGCAGGGCUUAAAUACUGAAUUGUAUUAUAAGAAUAAAGAAAUGGGAGAAACAUACAGUAUUGUACCUACAAGUGCCAUUAGUGGUGAAGGGAUUCCAGAUUUGUUAUUACUAUUGAUUCAGUGGGCCCAGAAAACUAUGGUUGAGAAACUUACUUACAGCAAUGAAAUUCAGUGUACGGUAUUGGAGGUCAAGGUUAUUGAAGGUCUUGGGACAACAAUCGAUGUUGUGUUGGUUAAUGGCGUGCUUCAUGAAGGGGAUCAAAUAGUCGUUUGCGGCAUGCAGGGACCUAUUGUUACUUCAAUUCGAGCUUUGUUGACACCACAUCCCAUGAAAGAACUUCGUGUCAAGGGAACUUAUCAGCACCAUAGUCAAAUCAAAGCUGCACAAGGUAUCAAGAUCACAGCACAGGGACUUGAACAUGCUAUUGCUGGCACUGCUCUAUAUGUUGUUGGGCCUAGCGAUGACUUGGAUGAUAUCAAGGAAACAGCUAUGGAAGAUAUGAAAUCAGUCAUGAAUAGGAUUGACAAGAGUGGUGAGGGAGUUUGUGUACAAGCAUCUACUCUAGGAUCCUUGGAAGCAUUGCUAGAGUUUUUGAAGACGCCAGAAGUUAAUAUUCCUGUUAGUGGUAUUAGCAUCGGCCCUGUACACAAGAAGGAUGUCAUGAAGGCCAGUGUAAUGCUUGAAAAGAAAAAAGAGUACGCCACUAUCUUGGCAUUUGAUGUUAAAGUGACACCUGAGGCCCGGGACCUUGCAGAUGAAUUGGGUGUGAAGAUUUUUAUUGCUGAUAUAAUCUAUCACUUGUUUGACCAAUUUAAGGCCUAUAUCGACAAUCUCAAAGAGGAAAAGAAGAAGGAAGCCGCUGAUGAAGCUGUUUUUCCGUGUGUGCUCAAGAUUUUACCCAACUGUGUUUUCAACAAGAAGGAUCCAAUUGUCUUGGGUGUUGAUGUUCUUGAAGGCAUUGCAAAGGUAGGGACUCCAAUUUGCAUUCCUCAGAGAGAUUUUAUUGAUAUUGGACGCAUUGCAUCCAUUGAGAAUAACCACAAACCUGUAGAUAUAGCGAAAAAGGGGCUGAAGGUGGCUAUCAAGAUAGUCGGCACAAAUUCUGAUGAGCAGCAAAAGAUGUAUGGUAGGCAUUUUGAAAUUGAAGAUGAGCUUGUCAGCCAUAUCUCCAGGAGGUCAAUUGAUGUACUUAAAACAAGCUACCGGGAUGAACUGUCAAUUGACGAGUGGAAGCUGGUUGUGAAAUUGAAGAAACUUUUUGAGAUAUCAUGAAAGAGGCAGAACCAUAUUUGAGCAGUUUGUUUUUAUACACCCGGGGGGCUUCACUGACAUCUGGGAAUCAGAAAGAAUGGCAAGAGGCUACCUUGUGGAACAAUUGCGAGCCUUAAAUCUGCACCACUGCAUUUAGGCAUUAAAGUUCAAAUGAGAGUAUAUGUCGAGAGGAGCAAAGGUUCCAGUUUGCGAGGAAGUCAAUUUUUUCUGAGUCACAGAUUGGGACUGUUCUAGUUUUUGAUCAUGUUAGGCCUAUAUUGCAUUUUUUGUCCAUGUAGCUUAAACCCUCCCUCCCCCAUUUUGUAUCCCCAAAACUUUUAUUCUCUUAAUAGUUCACAUAAAAUCCUUGCACUCUGCAAUGGAAUAGUCA
Rosa rugosa (rugosa rose) is the source of this 4725-nucleotide messenger RNA. Its product is annotated as eukaryotic translation initiation factor 5B. The transcript is spliced from 12 exons. Lineage: Eukaryota; Viridiplantae; Streptophyta; Magnoliopsida; Rosales; Rosaceae. The record is from RefSeq and is a predicted model, not a curated record. Gene Ontology annotation, molecular function: GTPase activity; translation initiation factor activity; GTP binding. The coding region runs from base 207 to 4355 and encodes 1382 amino acids.